UGGCAAUAAUAGGCAUAGAUAAAUAAUAAGUUAAACACCUAGACUGUUAAACAUAUUAAUAAUUAAUUAAUGAAUACCGUGUAAUACGAAAUGAGUUCAAAGGAUAAGGAAAAUAAGACUAUCCAAGAAAAAUUGAAGCAGUUUUUUAGAUUCAAUAAGAGUAAUUCAGGAAGUUUCAGAGGUAGAAAUGAUUUUGUCUUAACGGAAGAUAUACAAAGGGAUCUUAGCAGAGAUUCACCUGUAUCCAUACGAACGAAAAUAUUGAAAGAAUUAUGUGACGACGUCUUAACGCACAGAUUGGAAGAUAAAGCAAUUGAAAAGCUGUGGAGCUUGAUUGAAGAUUUAUUACACUACAACCAACCUACUGAAUCGCGUCAUUUAGCCUUUAACUUUUUACAAAACCUUGUACGAGGUCAAAUUGAUAAAUUGGAUUUGCUGAGAGCUCAUUUUUUCAGAGUAAUAAAACAGCAUGAAUAUUCAGAGGAUGUUGCUCCAAGAUUUGAACUUUUGCAUGCUUUAACUGAUAAUGGUAAAGAUGUUCGCUAUUUUGAAGAAGAGAUCGGUCCUUUUCUUUUGAAAUGGUUACCAGAUGUUACAAGUGCUGGGAAAACUCAAGACUUUUUAGAACUUCUUAUGAAUGUUAUAAAGUUCAAUGCUGCUUAUCUGGAUGAAGAAGUUGUUACGGGACUUAUUCAAAAUGUCUGCCUUUUAAGUUACAGUACAAGUCAACAGUCAGUGGUGUUGGCUUGUUUGCAGGUUUUAGAUACUAUAGUUGCUUAUAGUAAUUUACCUUCAGAAUCUUUACCUAAUUUUGUAGGUGCUCUUUGUCGAAUUGUAAACGUUGAAGCAUAUUGCCAGGCUAGUUGGAAGGUAAUGCGAAAUUUGAUGGGCACCCACAUGGGUCAUUCAGCUUUGUACACUAUGUGUCGAAUACUUCAAGAGCCUGAAUUAAAAAAUGAUGGGGGUUUAUUGAGGGGCGCCGUCGUCUUCAUAUACAUGAGUUUAUGGGGUCCUCAUUCCCAACCUUUGACCAAUUUAAAUUGUCCUUAUAGUUGCGUUCUGCCAUCUAUUUUGCAGGCUGUAUCAUCUAAUCAUGCCAUUGUGACUUAUGAAGUUGUAUUCAGUAUACAAAUUUUAGUAAGUCACAAAUAUGUUGAACUGCUACAUGAACCCAGUUGGGAUAUUAUUCUAAAGAUAUUGUCUACUGCAUUAAAACAAAUUGAGGCUGCUCCAAAUUUAACUGCUCAUAAAUAUGCGGCAACCAUUUUCCAUAAAACAUUGGACAACAUUGAAGAGUUAAUUGAAUCUCUUUACCGUUACAAUGCACAAGCUCAGUUUUUCGAAAUAAUUGAAAAGUGCGCGUCUAAUAGGCCUGAAGAAUCAAUUCUAAGAUUGAUUUCAUACCUUUCUAAGAAUAUACUCCCUACAAAACAUAUGUGGCUCUCUAACUUGUAUAAUCUUUUACAAAAAUAUUAUCGACAAGAGGUGCGGACUAAUAUUCGUUUGAAAGUGAUUGAUGUUUUACUUCACGUUGUCGAAAUUGCCCGAUCUCAGUAUGAGGACGAAUUAAUCGAUCGUAUUAUUAUCCCACACUUGUCAUCGAGUGUUAAUGAAACCGAUGUUGUUAUCAGAACAAAAGUUGCUGAUUUAUUAAUAAAUAUAUGUAUGGAAUGUGAUUCUAAAAGAUGCAUAGAAGUUUUGGAAAUUUUAGAAAAGCUUUUCAAUCGACCUUUUGACACUCACGGAAUGGAUAUUCCAGUACCUGAUUCAGAUAUAGCCGACAUCAAAAGUAUUGUUUCUGGUUUGGUGAAGGUGUUCGAAUUAAAAAUUCACAGAUUACCCUCCACCCAUGCUCUAAAAAUUUACAAAAUGUUUGUGCACCAUCUCGAACAACAUUACAGUCGACCAAAAAUUUUUGAAGAUUGCAACCAAAUACGUUACAAGAUUUUUGAAUGUUUUUUGAAUAUGCGAGCUGACUCCCAGUUUCAUUUGGGAUGCAUAGAAUCUAAUGGUAAAGUAAAAUUUAGUCCGUAUUUAUGUGUUUCAUACAACAGCAUGGACAGAAGUUCUCUCAGUUCUCCUCCACCUGCUUCUCCAGCUAUAACUCAAUUGACUCCUUGCACUAUUACUUAUGUACCAUUGCGACGUUGUUUCAAGGCUGUAAUUUCCUGUUUGAGACAAGAAAAAGACUGGGAAGUUUUGAAAUUUGUUUUGCAAGGUAUUCCAUUAGUUUUGCAAAAUAAAUCGUUGGUUUUGGGAAAAAAUGGAAAUAACGAGAUAGAUUUGUUUGUCGAUGCUUUGUGUAUGAUACUCACCGAUAAGAGCCUCAAUUUGCCAGAAUCGCUAAAAAGUACGAAUAAACUGAACCGGUCGGAUUUUCACGCAUGCGUUCUUCAAGUGUUGGCUAACAUGCCCUCAUAUCAUGCCUUUUUAGACGCGAAACGUCAACAGAAGAUGAUUUGGUGUCUGGUUAGGUGCGGUUUAGUGCCCAAGUGUUCUCGGUCGAUAAUAUCAGCUCUUAUGAUUUGUACUCUUGAAAUGGGGGAUGUACUUAUGAUAAGAUUACUUCCUGACGUGUUACUCGACCUUUCAAAGAUUUCUGCUACCGUCAACAUAGCUAUUCCUAUAUUAGAGUUUUUAUCGACUGUAUCAAAGUUACCUGCAAUUUAUGCCAAUUUUGUGGGUGAUCAGUAUAUGGCCUUAUUCGCGAUAUGUUUGCCCUAUACAAACCCGUUCAAAUACAAUCAUUAUAUAGUGUCCUUGGCCCAUCAUGUCAUUGCUGUUUGGUUUCUUAAAUGCCGAUUACCAUUCAGGAGGGUUUUUAUAUCCUAUAUAACAAAGGGUUUGCAAACAAACACCAUGGUUCCAUUUGAAGAAACCAGCAUCUUAAAAACAGAUCUAAGCAAAUUAAACCAAGACAGUUCAGAUAGAAAAAGAAGUUCGAGUUUGACUGAGCAGAGUUCGAGGCGUAGAGAACGGUGUACGGUUGUCAAUCGUUCCGAAUGUGGUAAGCCUACGUUACGUCAGGGUUUCGAUCGCACUUUGCUUACUUUCUACGAAGAACUGACCGAAACUUGCAACGAUCUCAUGGCUCGGUACACUUUCUCAACCUGCAGUGCUCUACCAAAAAGAUUACCCACAGCCGAGUUACUCUUCGGUGGCGGUCAGUCAAUGACCUGGUUACUUGGGAAUAAAUUGAUAACUAUCACGACCAGUGGUUGUAAGCAGAAACCGCUCAGAUAUGGUCUUUGUGACCGUUGUUGGACGGUUUGUCAUCUCGACCAGUCACGGUCACCCCUCGAAAUCAAACAACCGCAGCAGCCGCAACAGCAACCACAUCUUCGUGGCUCUCUCAAAAAUCAGCGUAGUAAUAGUGGUGAUAAAGACAAAGAUGACUCGACUAGUGGCAAUCGAGUUGUUACUCGACAAAAUUCUGGUGAGAAAUCCAUCACUCAAACGUCAGUAAGUUCGCCAGUGGACGAGGGCAAGAAGUUGGGAGACAACAAACUCGAUCAACUUCCGACGAAAUUGCAACAGUUGGUAGCCCAGGACGCCAAUAAGAAUGAGAAACAAGGGUGCACCUGUUGGUGUCAGGGUUGGGCUGAGAUUUAUGUGAGAAGACCAACAGGUGACAUGUGUUGGGUUAUGCGAAUCCAAAACCAACUAUCCCAUCUACAGUCGUCCUUCGAUCUGCCCUUGAGUGAGAUUUCUACCCUUUUCAUGCCCUCUUUACAUCAGAGUUCCAGUGAACCAGAAUCAUCAUCAGAACCACAUUACCAAUAUGAAGACACUCAAAAUCCUGAAGAAGAGUUUGGUUCAACAGCAAGCGUGCCUAUAAGUAUUCCUGGUUCUCCAACAAAAAUGUCCCCUUCAAGACAAAGUUCGCGAGAUAGUAUCGACGAAGACAUGGACAACAUUUACGAGGACGGAAGUAAGUCGAGAAAUCCGGUUAGACGUUCCAAUUCGAGUCCAGAAAUGUCGGCUAGUUGGAAAAAUCCGUUUCUGCAGAAACCGGAUAGGGAAAGGGAAGAGUUUAGAAAUCAAGACGACGAGGGGGCGAAAAAGGCUAAGAAUUUUACGAAGGAUAUGCGAGUUAGUUGUGAGGCAAUACCGGAAGAAAUAUCAGGAAUGGGCACUACUCCACCUUCUAAUGCUCCCAUUCAGGCAGUUCCUUGUAAAACACAUCCGACAUUGCUCACUUGCCACAGUUGUCCUGGUGCAACGCCUCCUGCUGAAAAGACAGUCGUUCCGAAAACGUCUCAGACUGUGCCACCGUCACCGAAUAUUUUACAAACAACUGCUCCUUUAAAUUUGUCAUCUUCGUCUUCUUUUUCUCCUCAGACCGUAAAAACUGUUGACGGAACGUCUGAAGAUUCACCCUCUGCUCCUGUAUUUGCAGAAAAAAUCUGCGAACGCCCCAGUACUCUGGGUAAUUUGGCUAAUCUAACUCCACUUUCAACUAAACCACCCCAAAGUCCUACUCAGACGUCACCACGAUUACCCAGGCAUUCAGCAAUUAAAGAUAAAGAUGGUCACGAAAUACAAAAGAGUUCAUCACUUGUUCUUGAGAAAACUCAAUCGUCAAUCAUGAAGACAAAGGAGCGAAGAAAUGGCAGCAAUGAACGACUCAACUGUAGCCAGUCAGACCCAAAAAUGGCAAACAAUAACCCAAUAAGAGACCGCGGUCACACUAUAUCAGUAAUGAUGAACGUAAGAAAACCACGACUAGAAAAUCUGCGGCGUACCAAUUCUCCUCGUUCUACAAAAGAAGGGCCCCGCAGUGGCAUCAGUCCUAGUUUUAUAUUCUUGCAGCUGUAUCAUUCCUCUCAUUUUGGUAGCUCGAACGAACGCCCCCUUUUAGUCGAUUCAAGUACUGUGGCACAAAGGGCCGUCAAAAUAUUAGACAUGGUACCCCCAUAUGAGACUCAUAAAAUAAGUGUCAUUUAUGUCGGCGAAGGACAAAGUAACAAUGAGACUGAAAUAUUAGGCAAUAGAUUUGGAUCAGUGCGGUAUGUUCAAUUCUUACAAAAUCUUGGCACUUUGAUUAAACUGCAAGAAGCAGACUCGCAAGUAUUUUUCCUGGGAGGUUUGCAUCAAGACGGUAAUGCUGGUAAGUUCACAUAUAUAUGGCAGGACGACGUAAUUCGAGUCGUAUUUCAUGUGGCUACACUGAUGCCUAACAAGGAAAAUGACCCUAACUUUAAUCACAAAAAAAUGCAUAUUGGUAAUAAUAAUGUUACGAUCGUCUAUAACGAAAGUGGUGAGGAAUACAACAUUAACACUAUUAAAGGUCAAUUUAAUUUUGCCUGCAUUGUUGUGCAGCCUUUGGACUACAACACGAAUAAGGUAACGGUCAAAGCAAAAGAAGAAUUAACUGAACUUAUUGGCAGUUGCGAACCAAAAAUUGUUUCUGACCAGAAUGUUGCUCUCCUAGCACGUCAAUUGGCUCUCCACGCAGACUUGGCUGCUUUAGUAUCGCUAUCAUUAAAAAGCAAAUCGCAAAACCCGUACGCUUCUAAUUGGUUGGAAAGACUUCGAAAAAUCAAACAGUUGAAAACGAAAAUUUUGGAUGACGCAAGAAAAGACAAACCGAAUAGUGAAGAAGACAUUUCCGUUCGUUCUAGAAGAGGCUCCAUCGACGACUUUACCAAAUACACUAAUUAGGUUGGUGAAUAUUUAUUUUGUUUGUAUUAGUAGUAAAAAUAUAACUAUAUAUGUACGUAGCUUUACAAUAAGCGUAAAACGUUAA
Messenger RNA from Agrilus planipennis (emerald ash borer), 5749 nucleotides. It is a transcript of the gene gig, whose product is annotated as tuberin. Gene Ontology annotation, cellular component: nucleus; TSC1-TSC2 complex; cytoplasm. The record is from RefSeq and is a predicted model, not a curated record. Gene Ontology annotation, biological process: regulation of cell cycle; negative regulation of phosphatidylinositol 3-kinase/protein kinase B signal transduction; regulation of small GTPase mediated signal transduction. The transcript has 23 exons. NCBI's taxonomy places the organism in Eukaryota, Metazoa, Arthropoda, Insecta, Coleoptera, Buprestidae. Gene Ontology annotation, molecular function: GTPase activator activity. The coding region runs from base 91 to 5664 and encodes 1857 amino acids.